Fraxinus pennsylvanica is the source of this 333-nucleotide messenger RNA. Lineage: Eukaryota; Viridiplantae; Streptophyta; Magnoliopsida; Lamiales; Oleaceae. The record is from the annotation of a GenBank genome assembly.
AUGGUUGAAGCAAAGAAGGUACACGAUGAGUUGGGGUCUAAAGGCUAUAAUCCAAAUAUGACUGCUUUCAGGACGUUGGUGUUUCAUUUGUGCGAGCAAGGACGAUAUGUGAUAGGGUAUAAGGUGUUUAAAGAGAGUGUGAAGUUGUGCAAGAUUCCGGAUUUUAAUACUUUGAAGUAUUUAGUAGAAGGGCUGGCCAUGAAUGGACGUACAAACGAGGUGAAAGCAAUGAUUCGAACUAUGAAUAAGAAGUUUCCUCCUAAUUUGCUAAACGCUUGGGGGAAGCUUGUGGAGGAUCUGGGCUUGGCUCCUAUUGACACUAACAGUACCUGA